AUGAAGAAAAUGGCUCUUGAAAAUGUCUCUUUUGUGAAUGAAUUCAUUCUGAUGGGGUUAACAGACCAGCCAGAUCUCCAACUCCCACUCUUCUUCCUGUUUUUACUAAUAUAUAUGAUCACUGCAUUGGGAAAUCUGGGAUUAGUAACUUUAAUUGGACUUAAUUCACACCUUCACACUCCCAUGUACUUUUUUCUAUUCAACUUGUCCUUUAUUGACCUCUGUUACUCUUCUGUGUUUACACCCAAAAUGCUCAUGAACUUUGUAUUAAAGAAGAAUGCUAUCUCUUAUACAAGAUGCAUGACCCAGCUUUAUUUUUACAGCUUUUUUAUUAUUUCUGAGUGCUAUGUGUUGAUGGUAAUGGCCUAUGAUCGUUAUGUGGCCAUCUGUAAUCCACUGUUGUACAACGCUGCCAUGUCUCCUAGAAUGUGUUGCAAUCUUAUGCUUGGUUCAUACCUGAUAGCAUUUUCUGGUGCCAUGGCCCACACAGCAUGCAUGCUGAGACUGACCUUCUGUGAUACAAACACCAUCAACCACUAUUUCUGCGACAUUCUCCCUGUGAUGCAGCUCUCCUGCACCAGCACCUACAUCAAUGAAUUGGAGGUUUUCAUUGUGGUGGGGAUCAACAUCUUUGUGCCCACUGUCACUAUCUUCAUCUCUUAUGGUUUCAUCAUCUUUACUGUGUUUAACAUCAACUCCACUGAGGGUAGAUCCAAAGCCUUCAGCACCUGCAGUUCUCACAUAGUUGCUGUUUCUCUCUUCUUUGGGUCAGGUGCAUUCAUGUAUCUGAAGCCAUCAUCUGCUGGGUCUAUGGAUGAGGUAAAAAUCUCUUCUGUCUUUUACACCAAUGUGGCUCCCAUGAUGAAUCCUUUAAUUUAUAGUCUGAGGAACAAAGAUGUUAAAGUAGCCCUGAGAAAAUCCUUGACCAGGAGAAAGUUUUGA
Messenger RNA from Heterocephalus glaber (naked mole-rat), 942 nucleotides. The record is from RefSeq and is a predicted model, not a curated record. NCBI's taxonomy places the organism in Eukaryota, Metazoa, Chordata, Mammalia, Rodentia, Bathyergidae.